Molecule: messenger RNA, 774 nt
Organism: Symbiodinium sp. CCMP2456
Lineage: Eukaryota; Dinophyceae; Suessiales; Symbiodiniaceae
Source: the annotation of a GenBank genome assembly
AUGCCACCAAAAGCAAAGGCUGCGGCUACCCCGGGCGGGGAGCAGGACGGCGAAUCCUUGCAGGCCUUGGGCUUGGACACCAGCGAGGAUGCCCCGUCUGGGCACGUGCUCAUCGUCAUGAGCUCCAAAGGCGACAACAAAUUGUUGUGCCUCAAGUGCUUCUAUGUCAAGCGAGGCUCGUUCAAAAAACUCAGCAUCCGCGAGUUUGUGGCAGUACUUCGAAUGAUUCCUUCGUUGAACGAUAAGUUCCUCAACCUACGUCGCAAUCAUGUGCGGCAGACAUGCCUUUCGCCUGGUACGAAGCCUCGGCACGAAGCGAUCAACGUGCGUCUGUAUGCACAACAACGCACAAGCUCGUACAUCGACUUCCAGCAGGUCGGAAGCUGGGGUAAGUUCUUGGAUGAGGCAGAAGGUGAUAAGGUGAUACGAUGGUUGGUAGGAAAUAGGAAGUUUGCGAAGGUUUACCCAAGCCACUCAUCUUGCCAGGAAGGCACUUGGAUUGAGCUCAGUGAUUUCUUCGAAGAGAAGGCACCCGCCGACGUCAAACGAAAGUGCCGCACUCUCGCUGCCAAGAAGAACUGGAUUGUCAGCGACGACAGGGGUGUGGAGGGUGUGAUCAUCCUCCCCGAUUCCAAACGCCGCAAAGUCCUCAUUGGAACCAAGAUGGCUGCUGACAAAAUCCGCAGAGGUGAGGUUGAGAAUGGCGGUGACCUUGAGAAUGCAUUUCAGCGGGACUCCUCCAAGUUGCAAGCCGAAGUCAACACGGAGGACUGA